This is a messenger RNA of Penicillium canariense, 1749 nucleotides long. Its product is annotated as SD08430p. The transcript is spliced from 2 exons. NCBI's taxonomy places the organism in Eukaryota, Fungi, Ascomycota, Eurotiomycetes, Eurotiales, Aspergillaceae. Gene Ontology annotation, molecular function: acetyl-CoA transmembrane transporter activity. Bases 1 to 1749 code for a protein of 582 amino acids. The record is from RefSeq and is a predicted model, not a curated record. Gene Ontology annotation, cellular component: membrane.
AUGACACGCAAAAACGCCUCCCUCUCCAAGCGCCGCUCCACACCGAGCCUGAAAGUAGCAACCGGCCAAAACGGCCAUGCGAACGGACACGGGACCGGCAAAAUGAACAGCAAUAUUGAAAUGCGCAAACGCGACACUUCCACCGAGUCGUCCGCCGAACGCACCGCUCGCGUCCUUCAAAACCCCAACUUCUCCCUCGACAAUGAACCCCCCGUCCCCCCAACGCCCAUCCUCACGACCACCAGUUUCCGCAAUCUGCCGUCCAGUGACCGGAGGAACUUCCUGCUGCUCUGCGUGCUUUACUUCUUGCAGGGCGUGCCGAUGGGCCUGGCGACGGGCUCGGUCCCUUUCCUGCUGAAGCCGUACCUGUCGUACGGGCAGAUCGGCGUCUUCUCGCUGGCGUCGUACCCGUACUCGCUGAAGCUGUUCUGGAGUCCCAUUGUGGAUGCCGUGUGGAGUCCGCGGUUUGGCCGCCGCAAGAGCUGGAUCACGCCGGUGCAAGUGAUUGCGGGGCUGGCGAUGAUCUUUCUGGGCGGACGUAUUGGCGAUAUGAUGGUGCAGGCGGGCGCCAAUGGCGGCGAGGGCGUGUGGAACUUCACCUAUUGGUGGUUCCUGCUGGUGUUUUUCUGCGCGACGCAAGAUAUCGCCGUCGAUGGGUGGGCUAUCACCCUCAUGUCACCGCCGAAUAUCUCCUACGCGUCCACCGCCCAGACAGUUGGUCUGACGGCCGGCCAUUUCUUGUCUUACACCGUCUUCUUGGCCUUCAACUCGAAGGAAUUUGCCAAUCGGUGGUUCCGGGCUGUCCCCAGCGAGGGUGGCCUGAUGUCGUUGGGCGGGUACUUGACCUUCUGGGGAUGGGCAUACCUGUUUGUGACAUUGUGUCUGGCCCUGCUGAAAAAGGAGGACCGCACCAAGGAGCGCGACAGCAUUUUGGACGUCUACAAGAGCAUGUGGAGCGUAUUGAAGUUGAAGAACAUCCAAACCAUCAUCCUGAUCCACCUGAUCGCCAAGAUCGGCUUCCAGGCCAAUGAUGGCGUAACCAGCUUGAAAUUGCUGGACAAGGGAUUCGGCCAGGACAACAUGGCGUUGGUCGUGUUGAUCGACUUUCCCUUUGAAAUCAUGCUUGGCUACUAUGCGGGCAAGUGGUCCACCGAGUACACGCCGAUGCGGCUCUGGGGCUGGGCCUUCGUCGGCCGCUUGGCGGCCGCGGUGCUGGCCCAGUUCACCGUGAUGAUCUACCCCAGCGGCGCGGACAUUCCGUUCUGGUAUCUGCUGACCGUGAUCCUCGAGCAUGUGGUCUCGACCUUCAUGAACACAGUCAUGUUCGUGGCCAUCUCCGCGUUCCACGCCCGUAUUGCUGAUCCGGCGAUUGGCGGAACUUAUAUGACCCUUCUCGCAACCGUCUCCAACCUGGGCGGCACAUUCCCCCGCUACUUCAUCCUCAAGCUCGUCGACCUCUUCACGGAGGCAACCUGCAUCCCACCUUCUGUCGCCCCGCCCGCCGACACGCUCACAGAUGCCCUCGUCACCACAGCCUUCUCCUGCGCCUUGGAGCCUGCGAAGAACCGCUGCGUCAACGGCGGCGGUGUCUGUGUGGUCGACCGCGACGGCUACUACAUCACCAACAUGCUCUGCGUGGUCAUUGGCACCGUUACCUUCUUCAUGUUCAUCAAGCCCGCCGCCACGAAGCUCCAGAGCCUGCCGCUUCGAGCUUGGCGGUUGGCGCCAGGUUCCUCGGGGCGCGAGUGA